UUAUGCACUGAGGAAAAACAAUUAGGUCAGGAAUUUUCUUGGUUGCCAAACAGAACCCGCCAGAAAUUGAGUGCAAAGUUGAAAACUUUACUGCAUUGGGUCUUUGAUUCUUGUGUGAUUCGCCAUGAAUGGCGAUGGGAAUAAUGAAGCAAUGCAAGUGGCCAAAGAGAGGAUGGUGUAUAUGUGGGGUUACUUGCCCGGAGCACUGCCGCAGAGAACGCCGCUGUUGACGCCGGUGAUGGUUAGGGCUCCGGCGUCGGGGUAUUCCUGGAAAGAUGUUUGCGGUGGUGGUUGUGGAUUCGCCAUGGCUAUCUCUGAGCCAGGAAAGCUCAUAACAUGGGGUUCAACAGAUGAUUUAGGUCAAAGCUAUGUGACGUCUGGCAAGCACGGGGAAAUCCCAGAGCCUUUCCCUCUUCCAACUGAAGCAAUUGUAAAAGCUACAGCUGGAUGGGCACAUUGUGUUUCUGUAACGGAUUGUGGAGAAGUUUACACAUGGGGAUGGAAGGAAUGUGUUCCAUCUGGAAAAGUAUUUGGUGAACCGCCAACAGGUGUAAGUCCUGAAGGGCAGAGUUCAUUCUUGACGGAGCAAGUGAGCCCUCAUGCUCAAGUCUCAAAAUCCACCGGAGGAAUUGCAUCUAGUACCAGCGGAGAAGAAAAUACAAAGAGAAGGAGAGUAUCUUCAGCAAAGCAAACAGCUGAAACCUCAUCAUCGGGUGAUGAUGUUCUGACAGCUUUGCCCUGCCUUGUCACUCUAAAUCCGGGGGUGAGGAUAACUAGUGUUGCUGCUGGUGGACGCCAUACCCUAGCAUUGUCAGAUAUAGGACAGGUGUGGGGUUGGGGCUAUGGAGGUGAAGGGCAGCUUGGUUUGGGUUCUAGAAUACGUAUGGUGUCCUCACCCCAUCUUGUUCCUUGUAUUGAUUCCUCUUCUUAUGGUAAAGAUAUACCAGCACCAUUGGCUCGGGGAAACUUGAGGUCAGAGGGGCACAAUGUUAGAGUUCCUGGAAGUUAUGUAAAAGCGAUUGCCUGUGGAGGUCGACACAGUGCAGUAGUCACAGAUGCUGGAGCUGUGCUUGCAUUUGGAUGGGGACUUUAUGGACAGUGUGGGCAAGGAAGUACAGAUGAUGAACUGAGCCCAACUUGCGUAUCAUCCUUAUUGGGUAUCCGAAUAGAAGGAGUUGCUGCAGGACUGUGGCAUACUGUCUGUACAUCUUCUGAUGGUGAUGUAUAUGCAUUUGGUGGAAACCAGUUUGGGCAACUGGGAACUGGUGCUGAACAAGCUGAGACUCUUCCAAGACUACUGGAUUGUCCGAGCUUGGAAAAUAUGAAUGUAAAGAGCAUAUCAUGUGGGGCUCGUCACACUGCUCUAAUGACAGACAAUGGAAAAGUAUUCUGCUGGGGAUGGAACAAGUACGGACAGCUUGGCCUCGGCGACGUGAUUGACCGUAACGUUCCUUCUGAAGUCACCAUCGAAGGUUGUGUAGCUAAAAACGUUGCCUGCGGUUGGUGGCAUACUCUUCUUCUGGCAGAGUCACCCACUUGAUGUCAUGGUUUCCUCGAGGCUCCUGGCGCAAUUUUGUUAGUUAGCUUUUCGUCUGAUUAGUAAAUCUCAAAGUGAUGUUUGGAAACCCCUCUAUAAUUUAGAAUCAAUUCUUGGGAGAAGCUGCUUCAAGGUUUCAGAAUUGAGAGAAGUUAUUCCAAGCACGCUAUAUGCUUAGAGAAGUCAUAUGUAUAUGUACAUACAGUAGUGGUAUACAUAUGCUUAGAUGCUUGCAUUCUUUCAUGGUGUGAAUCAUCAUGAAUCAUGAUUGGCUCUAGUUCAUUAACUACAUUCAAUAGGAGAUUUCUACUUUGGGAAGGAAUAUUUGGGUCCUUUUCAUCGAUGUAAACAUUAUUCUUCAUAGUGUAUAUUGUGUAAUUGUAUAAACUAUUCUGUGUGAUUAAUUAGAUACCCUGGAAUCUGGUGUGCUGGCACCUGGCAUGUUUGACUUAA
Lotus japonicus is the source of this 1990-nucleotide messenger RNA. RefSeq names its product ultraviolet-B receptor UVR8. Lineage: Eukaryota; Viridiplantae; Streptophyta; Magnoliopsida; Fabales; Fabaceae. Bases 125 to 1540 code for a protein of 471 amino acids. The record is from RefSeq and is a predicted model, not a curated record. The transcript has 11 exons.